Messenger RNA from Lacerta agilis (Sand lizard), 748 nucleotides. It is a transcript of the gene TAC1, whose product is annotated as tachykinin precursor 1. The record is from RefSeq and is a predicted model, not a curated record. Lineage: Eukaryota; Metazoa; Chordata; Lepidosauria; Squamata; Lacertidae. Gene Ontology annotation, biological process: tachykinin receptor signaling pathway. Bases 271 to 618 code for a protein of 115 amino acids. The transcript is spliced from 6 exons.
UAGGCUGAGGCAGAGGACGCUCUCUGGCCCUCCCCACCGCCAGGAAUAUAAAGUGGAGAGGGUUGGCUUGGUGUGCAUUCAUUGAGCUCCGCACCCAGGAAAGCAGCAGAGCCCUCUCACACUUCUCAGAACUUUUCAGCAGCCGUAGGGCGAGAGGAGGGGACGACGGUCCGGGCUUUUCCUCGACGGCAUCCUCUCCACCUCCUGCCGUCCCCACCAAGGGUUCCUCGGGCUGCUUCUCGACGUGGAGGAAAGCGGGCGGCUGCGGCGAUGAAAUUCCUGGCGGUUUUGACCGUGCUGUUCCUAGUCUCGGCUCAAGCCUUUGCGGAAGAGCUGGGAGACAACGAGGAGCUGAAUUACUGGUCGGACUGGUCCGAUGGCGACCAAAACAAGGAGGAGUUGCCUUUACCCUUUGAGAACUUCCUCCAGAGAAUUGCCAGGCGACCCAGACCUCAGCAAUUCUACGGCUUAAUGGGCAAACGAGAUUCUGGAUACAGCCCUCUCUCCCAUAAAAGACAUAAAACAGAUUCAUUUGUUGGACUCAUGGGCAAAAGAUCUUUAGAUUCUGGAUCUUCUGAAUGGAAUGCAGCACAGAUGUACGAAAGGAGACGUAAAUGAAACUUCCCUGUCCGUUAUAUGUUGAGAUUUGUUUGUUUAAAUGGCCAAGUUAGUGUAAUAUAGAAGAACCAUUGUAAGGAAUUAUUUAUUUAAGACUGGUCUUUCUUUCUUUUUUUAAACAUUGUAAAUU